GUCUGCAGCAACCACAAGGGGGAGGGGGAGAGCUUUCAAAACAAAACAAAAACAAAACCAGGGAAACAGUCUGGGAGAAAUGAAGUUAAAAGGAUCAAACUUAGCUCCUGAGUGGAAGUGAAAAAUCCAACGUGCUCCCAUUAAAAUGACUUCUCAACGGCCCUUCCCUUCAGAUGACCUCCGCGUCUACUAUGCUCUGGCGUGACGGGACUGCGCAACCUGGGCAACACCUGCUACAUGAACGCCAUCUUGCAGUGCCUGUGCAGCAUAUCUCCACUGGUGGAGUAUUUCCUCUCCGGAAAGUACAUCACCUCUCUUCAGAAGGACUGCAGUGAGGUCACCACCGCCUUUGCCUACCUGAUGACAGACAUGUGGCUUGGGGACUCAGACUGCGUCUCACCAGAGAUAUUUCUGUCGGCUCUUGGCAGCCUUUACCCAGCUUUCCUGAAAAAGACACAGCAAGAUGCUCAGGAGUUCCUGAUUUACGUCCUUAAUGAACUUCAUGAAGCUUUGAAGAAACACUGUCGAAGAAGAGCAUACGAGAAAAGGUCUGCUCAAAGAUGCUACCGGAAGGUGAUGGCCAGUGAAACGUCAAUCAUCACCCGGCUGUUUGAAGGACAGCUCAGUUACAGCAUCACAUGCUUAAAGUGUGAGAACUGCACCUACAAGAAUGAAGUUUUCACUGUCCUCUCCCUCCCCAUCCCAUCCGAAUAUGAGUGCUCCCUUCAGGACUGUCUCCAGUGUUUUUUCCAACAAGACACAUUGACCUGGAACAACCAAAUCCAUUGUUCCUUUUGUGAAAUCAAGCAAGAAACAGCUGUGAGGGCCACUAUUUCCAAAGCGCCAAAAAUAAUUGUUUUUCACUUAAAAAGAUUUGAUAUCCAGGGCUCCGUGAAGAGGAAGCUGAGGGCAGAUAUCCGGUACCCACUCACCAACCUGGACCUCACUCCUUACAUCUGUCCAGUUUUCCGGAAACAUCCUAAGUACAACCUCUGUGCAGUGGUGAACCACUUUGGCGAUCUGGAUGGUGGCCACUACACUGCCUUCUGCAAGAACUCAGUGACUCAGGCCUGGUAUAGCUUUGAUGACACCAGAGUCAGUGAGAUUCCAGAUACUUCAGUUCAAACGGCUACAGCGUAUCUUCUGUUCUACAGCUGCCAGCCCUUUUCUAUACCGACACAGAAACCCAAGAGCUAGGACAGCACUUCUGAUCACUGCAAACAAGCCGUCAGAAAAUGCAUGGUGUGCCUUGUCAUUAAACCCUUACCAGUUACUUA
Messenger RNA from Phodopus roborovskii (desert hamster), 1277 nucleotides. RefSeq names its product ubiquitin specific peptidase 50 (gene Usp50). Gene Ontology annotation, molecular function: cysteine-type deubiquitinase activity. Bases 238 to 1197 code for a protein of 319 amino acids. Lineage: Eukaryota; Metazoa; Chordata; Mammalia; Rodentia; Cricetidae. Gene Ontology annotation, biological process: Ras protein signal transduction; protein K48-linked deubiquitination; endosome organization. The record is from RefSeq and is a predicted model, not a curated record. The transcript has 7 exons. Gene Ontology annotation, cellular component: midbody; cytosol; dendritic spine.